Molecule: messenger RNA, 648 nt
Organism: Vollenhovia emeryi
Lineage: Eukaryota; Metazoa; Arthropoda; Insecta; Hymenoptera; Formicidae
Gene: ATPsynF
Product: putative ATP synthase subunit f, mitochondrial
Exons: 4
Coding region: 110-445 (111 amino acids)
Biological process (GO): proton motive force-driven mitochondrial ATP synthesis
Molecular function (GO): proton-transporting ATP synthase activity, rotational mechanism
Source: RefSeq, a predicted model, not a curated record
AUACUCGAAGUAUACUCUCUAUGUCUGUGGUUGGCAUUGCCCGGUCUCGUACACGUUCCUCGUUCGAUAACAUCGUGAGAUUCGUCUGUGAGGGCCCCGAUAAUUCGCUAUGGCGAGUGGUCUGAAAUUUGGUGGUUAUCCUGCGGAAUACGAUCCUGUGAAACACGGGCCGUACGAUCCCGCACGUUAUUAUGGGAAACCCGACAAAGCGUACCUGGAUCUGAAACUCAGCGAGGUUCCCGGCUGGUUCGCGAGACGUCAAAAGGGUCCUCGGCCGUUUGCGGCAUUGUGCUCACGAGCGUUUUGGCGUUGGCAGCAUAAGUACGUGCAGCCUAAACGAACCGGCAUAGCUCCGUUCUUCCAAGCGAUAGUGGGUUCUAUGAUUGUGUUUUAUGUGAUGAACUACAAGAAGAUACGUCAUCACAAGAAUUACAAAUAUCAUUAAUUGUAUUCUAUCAGUGAUAGAGUGUCUAUAUCUAGAUGAUCAGAAUAAAAGUAACUGGUGCAUCGGCUUCAUGAAACAUGUUCAGCUGUUUAGGAUGCAUUUGAAUAAAUAUUCUUAGUGUGCACAAAAAUACACAAUUUAUUAUAUUGGCUAUAUUAAUUCCCAUCUAAUAUCAAACGUUGAUUAAAAUUAUUUGAAAUUAG